Cheilinus undulatus (humphead wrasse) is the source of this 1633-nucleotide messenger RNA. Its product is annotated as keratin, type I cytoskeletal 42-like. The record is from RefSeq and is a predicted model, not a curated record. Bases 16 to 1155 code for a protein of 379 amino acids. The transcript is spliced from 9 exons. Lineage: Eukaryota; Metazoa; Chordata; Actinopteri; Labriformes; Labridae. Gene Ontology annotation, molecular function: structural molecule activity.
GGGACCCGCAUAUCCAUGCCAGUCUUCACCUCAGACACAGUGGGGAAGUUUGGCACGUAUGGUGAGAGCUCAUUGAUCACCAAUGAGAAGUUUACCAUGCAAAACCUGAACGACCGCUUGGCAUCCUACCUGGAGAAGGUGCGUUCUCUGGAGUCAGCUAACAGGAAGCUGGAGCUGCAGAUCAGAGAGUACUAUGAGAAGAAAGGGCCCGCAGCGUCCAGAGACUUCACCAUCUUCUUCGCCACCAUCAGUGACCUCCGGGCUAAGAUCACAAGGAGAUAUCUGGACAACCAGGGUAUCGUCCUGCAGAUUGACAAUGCUAGCCUGGCAGCAGACGACUUUAAAAUAAAGUAUGAGACAGAGCUAAACAUCCAUAGCAUGGUGGAGGCGGAUGUGGCCCGUCUCCGAGGGGUCCGGGACAGCAUGACUCUGUCCAUCAGUGACAUGGAGUUGCAGAUAGAAGGUCUCAAAGAGGAGCUGGCUUUUUUGAAGAGGAACCAUGAGGAGGAGAUGUGUGAGCUCAGGAUCAAGCAGACUGGCCAAGUCAAUGUGGAGGUAGACAGCACAUCUUCUGUUGAUCUGACUAAAGUCCUGGAGGAGGUUAGGGAGCAGUACGAAGCUGUGGCCGCCAAGAACAAGCUGGAGCUUGAAAAAUGGUUCCAAACAAAGAUGGAAACACUCCAGACGGAAAUCCUUCAAUUUGGCCAAGAGGUAAAGACGCACAGCAGUGAGCUAUCAGAGCUGAAGAGGACCUACCAGAGUUUGGACAUCAGUCGUUCAAGCUUCCUCGCAGAGAUUCAGUGCCUACAGCAGAACCAGGAAGAAACCAAAUCCCGUUACAGCAUCCAGCUCAGCCAGCUGCAGAUGACCAUCAACGUGUUUGAGACAGAGCUGCAGGAGCUCAGGGUCUCCAUAGAGACGCAGCAGUCUGAGUACAAAAUGCUGCUGGACAUCAAGAUGAGGCUGGAGUUGGAGAUCGCUGAGUACAGGAGGCUGCUGGAGGGAGAGAGGCAGGAGAAGAAGGUGGUCAUCAGCAAGGUGGUGGAAGAGCAUAAACCUCACAUUGAGAGAAGAGUGAAGACCAUCGUGGAGCAGGUUGUAGAUGGAAAGGUGGUGUCCUCCACCAUUGACACUGAGGUGCAGAACAUCCAGUAACACAGCUGCUGUUACUGAACCUAUAAUCAAACAUGACUGGGCUCUUCAGUGGUACAUCUUCAAUUUUAAUCAUGUUAAAAAAAAUAUUUUCUACAUUUGGCCAUUUACUUUUGCUUUCAAGUUUCCUUCUCCAAAUUUUUUCAGACUGCUAUUGUAGGGUUCCUGGUUUUUGUCCUUUUAUUACAAUUCAAUAAUUUAAGAGAGUUAAUGCCUGUAAUGAUUUCUGCUUGAUGGUUAACUCACUUUGAUUAUCAUGAGUCCAAACUGUGAUCAAAAGCUAUGGUAAGAUUUUUAAUCUUUGAAAAGACGUGUCUUGUCCUAAAACUGAUCAUUCAUUAGCAAAGUCAAACAAAGUUUUAUGUAAUUUCUUAAAAUUAUCUUUUUGUGCAAAAAUAGAUAAAUGAAUAAAUAACAUAGGAGGUGUAAAAUGGCAAAGAUUCAACCCACUUUAAGUCACGAAACGAGAAAUAAACUUUGA